Molecule: messenger RNA, 3728 nt
Organism: Liolophura sinensis
Lineage: Eukaryota; Metazoa; Mollusca; Polyplacophora; Chitonida; Chitonidae
Product: exocyst complex component 2-like
Exons: 1
Coding region: 92-2962 (956 amino acids)
Biological process (GO): Golgi to plasma membrane transport; exocytosis
Cellular component (GO): exocyst
Source: RefSeq, a predicted model, not a curated record
CCUUUGCAGUCGAUUGACAGGUAGAAUGAUAUGCAUUAGGAUAGAAAUACCGUGAGUAAUUUGAACAUUUAGCAUCUUUGCUAAAGACAAGAUGUCUGGCCGGGCUCUUCCGCUUGUUACGGGACUGUCACCCAAGGAAGGGCCACCCGGUACGCGAAUCACAAUCCGUGGCGAAAAUCUCGGAACUGAUCCCAAAGACUUGAUCGGUUUAAAAAUCUGCGGCGUGGACUGUUUGUUAUCUGCUGAGUGGAAAUCGCCGAGUAAAAUCGUCGCUAGAACCGGUCCUGGGAAGGGAAAAGGUGAUAUCAUUGUGAUAACUCGAUCAGGCGGUAAAGGGACGUGUACAGUUGGUUUUCGAGGAUAUUUUCUGCAGACUGGCCCCUUGCAAGAGUCCGCAGUUUGGAUCGAUGAGGCUCAGACUGUACAGUCCACUGUCAACAGAGGUAGGACAGCCUCGCCCAUUUUCUUCCUGGACAACGAAAACCCGCUGGGAAUAUCUGAUGAGGGACGUCAGAACAAAUUCACAGAAGAGGACAUGCUGGAGCUGUUCCCAGAAGCGUCGGGUAACCUGUCACUGGAAAAUUUCAACGCGGCCUGGUUUUUAGUGGAGAACCACUACAGCACUAGUUUUGACGAUCUGAAAGCCGGUUUAGCGCAUAUGAAGCGCAGAGCGUCCCAUCGCUCUGAAGGACCAAUCGCUUUUGUAAAGUCGAAUCUGACAGCAACUCUUGACUGUCAAGAUAGCCUUGAUCGAAUGUACAUCAAGUUUGAUGAUGAUAAAAUAAAGGACAAAAGUAUGAAUGCUUAUGCUGUGUUAUUGAUGCAGGCUAAAUCAUGCGCAGAUGGACUGUUUAAGGAAGUUUUGGGCAGAAAAGAUAAAGCAGAUUCUACUCGCAAUGCUUUAAGUGUGUUACAAAGGUUCAAAUUCUUGUUUUACUUACCCCUGAACAUAGAAAGGAACAUCCAAAAGGGAGACUAUAACUUUGUUAUCAAUGACUAUAUUCGAGCGAAGUCUUUGUUCGGUGAUACUCAUGUUCAAGUGUUCAAGAAAGUAUACAUUGAAGUGGAGAAGAGGAUAGGUGAUUUCAAAGUAAUGUUACACAAAAAACUAAUGGAGCUACCAAACACAUUGGAAGAGCAGAAAAGGCUAAUUAAAUAUCUGGCAAAUUUAGAAGCUAGUGGUGAUCCCGCAUUGGAAUGUCUUGAAAACCAACAGAAAUGGCUGAUGAAAUUGCUGACGGAAUGCAGAGAUGCGCACAUUGCUGAGGAACAAACACAUUCCCAGGCCAGCCCUGAUAAUCAGUUUUUUGGAUCUGGUUCACAGUCUGGUCAACGGAGAAAUGUACCAGUCCCUUCCAGUCCAGGUCCAUCUCAACGUAAGUUCCUCACAUCUCCAGUGUUCCCCAGAGCCCCGAGUUUCACAUCUCUUACGUCGCCGGAGCCAGGCUGGAAGUUCAAACCUCCACAGAGAGUGCAAUAUGUGGAGGAAUUAACUGACAUUAUGAUUGUUAAUUUCCCAGACCUGUGGAAACUUUGCCAGGCUUAUUUCGGUGGAAGCCUUUUACUGAAGGACACAGGUGAGAAAGCUUUUAAAGUGGACACAGGUAAACACAGCAGCUUCAAACAAAUCAUCACUGAAAUGGUGCGCUUCUUCACCAACAUGAUCCGGGCGGCGUUUCUGCCUGAAUCGUUGGAAAACUUGCCCAAGGAGGACCGAAUGAAGUUCGGAAUCUGGCCCUCUGACAAGCGGGACAUCCCAGGAACAUGGUUGCCUCACUGUGUCAGAUACAUCAGGUCCUGCGUGAGCUCUCUGUCUAAGCUCGACCUGCCCAGCGACUCUCUGGAGAUUAUCAAUGAGCUGGCAUUUGACAUGAGAACUAACUGUAUGGUGACUCUUCUCAAGCAGGCUAUACAGGAGGUGCGAUCUUUACAUACCCGGGAAACGUGGAGCGUGGAAACCGACGAUGAAUCUGGCGGAACCACUCAGCUGCCAGCGUUGUUCGAGAACAUUGUGAAUGAGGCGAUUCAGCAUCUUCAUGAAGUCGUGGUUCAAAUUAAAACUGGAGAACAGGACUUGUUCAGCCAGAGGCCAAUUCAGAAAGAAACAACAGGCUUGUGUACAAAGCUGUUACAGGCAUUCAGUGACAGCCUGGAGAGGCUGGCCUUUGACCCGGAUAAUAAAGACGCAGAGAAAAAUAAACUACCCGGCAUCGUCAUUCUCACUCCGGAGACCGAAAGCUCUGAAGACACACCCAUUCCACCUCUCGAUCGAAGACUCAUUGUCAUGCUUAGCAACUGUAACUACACUAUAGAGCGUGUCAUCCCGCGGUUGGUCGAAAACCUUGAUCGCCAUGGUUACGUGCAGAUGACACAGACGCUGAAAGAAGCGCAGGACACAUACAGAGCCUUGGAUAACAAGCUGUUUGAGGCGUAUGUGGAGGAAAAGUCUAACCCGAUCAUCGGGACAAUGGAACAGAACAUGUAUUUGGGUCAGUUUGACUGGAACCAGUGCGGAAAGCCAAAAGGCGUGCGCAGCUACUUGAAGCAGGUGAUCAUGGGAAUGAUUCAGGUCCAUGCAGAGGUCUUCUCCGUCUCGCCCAUUUUCCUGACGCGUGUUCUCAGCAAACUGACGGAGGCCAUCUCUGAGGAAAUGUCUCGCCUUGUUAGCUGUACCACAGGGUUUAACAACUAUGGCAUCUUACAGGCCAGGCUGGAGAUCAGCGCGUUUCAGGAGACCAUUUCCCUGUAUAAAACCCCUGCUGCGGACAGCUCUCUGAAAGAGGCUCUCGAGGCUCUGCCUAGCACCAAACUCAUUGGCCCGAAGGAAGAAAAACUAGUAGACGAUCUACUCAACACGUUCAAGUCUCGGAUGAAAUUCCAGCUAAUGUGUUUCAGUAAUGACACUAUGAUAAAAAGCAGCGUUUCUAAUUUGUUGAUUAACACAAGUGCCCCCCAAAAAUGAGUGGAUGGCUAUGGAUCUAAGUGUGACAGAGAGUUUGUCAGUUACAUUGCAUAGUCUGGUAGUAUAUUCCACUAUAUAAUGUGAAAUUCCUAUAAUACAAGUACGACAGUAAAAAUAAGUAUAUGUUACAAAUGAAGCAUAUGAUAUACGGUAAUAGAUGUAUUAUAGAUAAGAUAUAAGUUGUCUUAAGGUAGUACUUCCCAAGUAUUCUCUCAACUAUAUCUUCAUGUAUGUCGCAAAAAACAAAACAAAAGCAUUUUGUGUGCAUUCUGAUAACUCGUCUAAGUCACUAGUUGAAGACCUGGAGUGACUUUUCACAAUAUAUGUAUUUGUAUAUAUACUUUAUUAAUGGUACAUAAUUUUGGUCAUUAAGCAUGUCAGGGUUUAGUUUCACCCACGUAUCUGGUCUCCUUGUGUUUAGAACAUGAAAAAACAACAACUUAAUAGAAAAUAGUUUGUGUGAAAAUAACAUGUAUUCUGAAAAAACACAAGCUGUGUAAAUAUUUCAGUAACUAACAUGGGUACGUGUAUCUUGUACAAGUGUAAAGUUUUGAAUUUGAAAGUGCUAACAAAUGCGAGAAUUCAGCUGAUUGCAUCCAGCAUGUAUUUUGGGCAUCACCAGUAAUACACUAUAAUACAAGCAUGCAUAUGUACUGUACUGCUUUCUGAAAAUUUCCUUCUUUUUCCCUUCGUCCUACAUGUGUGAUUGCCAUGUUAUGGCUGAGAUAUUGCUGAUGUGGCGUUAAGCCAUAAUCAUUCAUUCAUU